UAAGAUUAGCGAGUCACAGAGCCGCAUUCUCAUUCACGGCUGGGGGUUCGGGACUCCAUGAGGAAGUGCUCGGAGAUGUCCGCUCUGCAACCCGUAAUCUGAUCCGAGCGCAGCAUUAUCAGGGGAGUUGCGGAGACAGCCAGCCAGCCAUCAGAGAGCUCAGGUGCCGCUACAAGCCAGGCCAGUGUGUGGAUGGUAGGUUUGCCAGUAUGGCCCUAGCAGUGUCACUGAGGCUCAUCUGUACAGCCCUGUUGUUUCAAGCAUUGCCUUCAGACUGUGUACAAGAACUCCAUGCGAAUCAGGAGACCAUUGUGAAGAUUAAUACUGCCGGACUGUUGAUGCAGUGCUCUGCUGCUGUGGAUGUGCUCUUCCUACUGGAUGGCUCCUACAGCAUUGGCAAAGGCAGCUUUGAGAGAUCCAAGCACUUUGCAUUCAAGCUUUGUGAUGCCCUGGAUAUCAAUCCAGAAAGGGUGCGAGUAGGAGUUCUUCAAUACAGCUCAACACCCAGGCUUGAGUUCUCCUUGAAUUCCUACCCAACUAAAGACGAAGUGAAGGAGCGAAUAAAGAAAAUUUCAUUCAAGGGCGGCAGCACACAGACUGGUCAGGUUCUGAAGUACAUCCUUCGGAAAGGAUUCCCAGGUGGAAGAAAGACCACGGUGCCUCGGAUUCUCAUUGUUCUCACAGACGGAAAAUCCCAGGGAACUGUGCAGCCUGCCAGCCAGCUGAAAGAGGAAGGCAUCACAAUAUUCGCUGUGGGGAUCAAGUAUCCCAGGUGGGAUGAGUUGCAUACGUUGGCCAGCCUGCCCACAGAGCAGCACGUUCUGUUUGCUGAACAUUUCAACGAUGCAGUCAACGGCCUCUACACCACCCUCACAUCUGCCACUGUCUGCACUGCAGUCCCUUCAGGCUGCAAAGUUGUAUCUAGAACCUGCGAACGUAAAACCUUGGAGACAGCGAAAGAAUUUAAGGGGACCUUCAUGUGCUGGAAAGGAUCCAAGGCAAGCAUUGCGUCUCACGCAACAUUAUGCCCCUAUUACAGUUCGACUAGAGUGUACAGAAAACAUCAAUCCACAUGCUACAGAACUAUAUGCCCAGAUCCGUGCGAUUCCCAGCCCUGCCGCAACGGAGGCACCUGUAUCCCAGACGGAUUAGAAAAGUACCGCUGUGUCUGUCCCGUGGGCUUAGGUGGAGACCCCAACUGUGCUCCGAAGCUGAGUCUGGACUGCAGUGUGGAUCUUCUCUUCUUGGUGGAGGGCUCUUCCAACGUCAGCCUGGAGGGGUUCCUCCGAUACAAGUCCUUCGUGAGGCGAUUUGUACAGGCAGUCCUUACUCCAGAUUCCCCGGUUAACGUGGGCUUGGCUCAGUUCAGCGACGAUGUGAGGAUGGAACUGAAAAUCGGGGAGUACAGAGAUAUUCCUGAGCUGCUUCAGUCCAUCGACGGCAUGAGAUACAGGGGAGGGGGCACCAGGACCGGGAAAGCCCUGAGCUACGUCACGCAGUUCGGGUUCAAGAGCACCCCCGUGUUCGCUGACGUCCAGGAUGACCUGCCCAGGGUUGUGGUUCUGAUGACGGAUUCCAGGUCCAAAGACUCUGUGACCGAGCCUGCCAAGUACACCAGGGACAAGGAGAUCUUUAUCAUUGGGGUGGGUGGAGAAUUCCUGCAGGAGGAUCUUAAUGAGAUAACAGGAAAUCCACAGCGAACCAUAACUUACUCCAGCCCACAGGAUCUCCUCAGCAGGAUCCCAGAACUGAGAUCCAAAAUAUGUAGCAUGGAUAGCCAAGGGUGCCUUGCUCAGUCUCUGGAUCUUGUGUUUGCCCUGGAUGCCUCGGAUGGUGUUGGGAAUGAGAACUUUUAUCGGCUGCGGGAUUUCGUACGGAGCACCUCGGUUCAGUUCGACAUCAACCGCGACGUGACUCAGAUCGGGCUGGUUACCUACGGCAGGGAGCUGAGCACUGUGUUCGCCCUGGACACCUACGACUCUGGCACCAGCGUCGUGCAGGCCAUCAACCAGGUGCCCUACAUCGGGGGCAGGGCCUCCACCGGCAGCGCUCUGCUCCACAUCCACGACAACGUCAUGACGGUGCAGAAGGGAGCCAGGCCUGGAGUCAACAAGGCCGUGGUGGUGAUCACUGACGGGGCUGGGGGCGACGACGCAGCCGUCCCAUCUCAGAGAAUCCGCAACAACGGCAUCUCUGUGUUUGUGGUCGGGAUAGGGGAUGCUCAGAGAGAUGCCCUGCUCAAGAUCGCCGGCUCUGAGGACCACAUGAUCCCGGUCGCUUCCUAUGAAGACCUGAAAUAUUUUGAAGAUGUUCUUGUGCAGAAAGUGUGUGAAGAGGCCAAGAAAGCAGUGAAUCUGUGCAGACCGAGUCCGUGUAUGAAUGAUGGGAUCUGCGUACUGAGGAAUGGGAGCUAUCGCUGUGAGUGUCGAGGCUGGGAGGGACCGCACUGUGAAAACAGAAGCACAAGACCUCCGAUCAGAGGGGAUCUCCCUGGACCCGCAGGCUUACGAAUAAACAACAGCAGGCAACAGAAGCACAAUGCACUUCAUCAGCGCGUGAGAGUGUGGCAGAGGAGAUGACACGCGGGUCACAAGCACUGAGACCGUGCACUGCGGGAGAAAGGACUCUGUACUUACCUGGUACAAGCUCACCUCAUGGGAGAGGCUACGGUAAUUCAGGCAGUCCGCAGGUAAGGAGGACAGUCUUAUGACACUGAAGUCUGAAGUUCUAUCAAGACAACUGAUGAGCUUCAAUGGAAAAUAGUGUUUAUUGAAAAAAAAAAAAAAAAAAAAAAAAAACUUACGUGAUGUGUUAGAAUUUAUCACAGCUUGAUGUCAUAUUUAUUUCAACUGUGUUGUUAAUAUGGGUUAUAUUUUUAAAAAACCUAACAUCUUAUUAUACCCUAUUGAAUUAGAUGUUUUAAAUAUAACCUCAGCCUUGAGCUUCAUUUCUUUUUACAUUGUAUCGUGUUUAUAUUGUGUAUAUAUAUAAAAAAAACAAAAAACCCCAUUCCUUCCCAGUAUUCAAUUCAUUGUAAAUGUGGUUUAAACAUUUCUGUUUCUUAAUCUUGUUGGAAUACUAUUUAUAACUAAGCAAGAUAUCAGAAAUCAGGCAUUAAGCUUUGCCAGCUACCCACCUUUUACUGCAGCUGCUUUUGACCUGAAAUGUGUAGCCUGUGAAACAUCACUAGCAGGUCAUCCGAAUGUAAAAUUCAUUAGCAGCCCAGCCGAAAGUAAAAAUCAUUAGCAGCCCAGCCGAAAGUAAAAAUCAUUAGCAGCCCAGCCGAAAGUAAAAAUCAUUAGCAGCCCAGCCGAAAGUAAAAAUCAUUAGCAGCCCAGCCGAAAGUAAAAAUCAUUAGCAGCCCAGCCGAAAGUAAAAAUCAUUAACAGCCCAGCCGAAAGUAAAAAUCAUUAGCAGCCCAGCUGAAUGUAAAAGUCAGUAGCAGCCCAGCCGAAAGUAAAAAUCAUUAGCAGCCCAGCCGAAAGUAAAAGUCAGUAGCAGCCCAGCCGAAUGUAAAAGUCAGUAGCAGCCCAGCCGAAUUAUGAGAAUUGAGAUGAAUUCCCCUGCCUUGGCUG
Molecule: messenger RNA, 3575 nt
Organism: Polyodon spathula (Mississippi paddlefish)
Lineage: Eukaryota; Metazoa; Chordata; Actinopteri; Acipenseriformes; Polyodontidae
Product: von Willebrand factor A domain-containing protein 2-like
Exons: 14
Coding region: 210-2579 (789 amino acids)
Biological process (GO): calcium-independent cell-matrix adhesion
Cellular component (GO): basement membrane
Molecular function (GO): calcium ion binding
Source: RefSeq, a predicted model, not a curated record